AUGACCGACAAGCUCCCUCCCAACCUCCUGGCGCUGUUUGCGCCCCGACCUCCUCUACGAUGGGUCCCUCCCUGCGAUUUCCCGGCGGAACAGCGCAAGACAGCUGCCAUUGGAGGUGUUGCAGACUUCUUGCCUCACCUUGAAGCAUACAAGGAUGCCGAUGGUUAUGUCCCCACGGAGAGUUGGUUGCAGGCACGCGACCGGAAAAAGCUCGAGAAGAAGGCAGAAGUCGAGAAGCUGGUCACCGACGGCCCCAAGCUCUUUAACCCGGCCGAGGAUCCGAACAUCCGUGGCGAUGCUUUCAAGACCCUCAUGGUGUCGCGACUCAGCUAUGAUGCCAAUGAGGAAGACCUCGAGCGAGAGUUUGGCCGCAUCGGAACUAUCGAACGUAUAAGAAUCGUUCGUGACACCCAUGCCGAUGAGAAGGGCAACAAGAAGAAGAAGCCCCACCGCGGCUACGCCUUCAUAGUGUUUGAACGCGAAAAGGACAUGAGAGCUGCUCUAGAACAACUCGAUGGCAUCAGUAUCAAGGGCCGCCGUAUCAAGACCGAUGUCGAGCGUGGCCGUACCGUCUCAGGCUGGAAGCCUCGUCGCCUCGGAGGUGGACUGGGUGGGCGUGGUUAUACUAAGGCUAUGCCAAGCCGCCCCAUGGCCGGUCCCGGUGGUUUCGGUGGUGGCUUCCGUGGGCGUGGAGGCGGCUUUAGAGGAGGAGACCGAGGUGGCUUCCGCGGCGGUUUCGAUCGUCGCGGCGGAGGCUUCGGAGGCCGUGACCGCGGAUUCGGCGGACCACCAAACGCACCAAGCGGACCAGGAGGACCAGGCGGCCGAUAUGACCGUGAUCGCCGAGAUUACGGCGGAGGUGGAGAUCGUGGUGGCGGCGGCGGCGGGUACGGUCGACGCGAUGACGACAGAGGAUACGGCGGCGGAGGCGGCUUUCGCGGGGGCGAUCGAUCCAGCUCUGGCAGCAACGCGAUGCCGCUUGGUCAAAGGCACGGCGGAGAUAGAGGAGGGGACCGAGACAGGGACAGGGAUCGAGAUCGAGGCGGCGACGGUUAUCGCGACCGAGACUACGGCCGUGACGACUCGCGAAAACGACCAUACGAAGGAGGAUCAGGUUACGAAGGCGAACGAAAACUGCGCCGCUACUGA
Messenger RNA from Diaporthe amygdali, 1149 nucleotides. RefSeq lists its product as uncharacterized. The coding region runs from base 1 to 1149 and encodes 382 amino acids. NCBI's taxonomy places the organism in Eukaryota, Fungi, Ascomycota, Sordariomycetes, Diaporthales, Diaporthaceae. Gene Ontology annotation, molecular function: mRNA binding; U1 snRNA binding. The transcript is spliced from 4 exons. Gene Ontology annotation, biological process: mRNA splicing, via spliceosome. Gene Ontology annotation, cellular component: U2-type prespliceosome; U1 snRNP; precatalytic spliceosome. The record is from RefSeq and is a predicted model, not a curated record.